GUAAAUAUCUUUAUCGAACGGUAUUUGUGUGGCCUUGGCUGAACUCAAUCUCGCUGUCUCUCUUUAGAUUAUCUCUUCACCUCCUUCCUUCAAAUCCAUCGUUUAUUUGUCCAAAACCCCGACACAACUCUUCUUCUCAAUUCAAAAAUAACUUAUAAGCUUCUCUCUCUUCAAUUAAAAGAUCUUAUUGUUAAGCAUUUCAUUCAAUAAUUUAAGUUGUUUAUGUUUGUGUAUUGUUUAAUGCUUAGUUCGAUUCAAUGAGAUUGUUCUCUUGCAUUGCAAAUGGCUUCUGCUCCUUCUAUGUCAGUGUCAGUGGAGUGCGUUAACAUAUGCAAGUUUUCGAAAGGCGACGCCAGUGGAAGAUAUUAUGAUUGUAGCGUUUUCUCAUGUGCUUGGAAAGCGCCGAGAGCUCUGACUGGGUUUCUUGCCAGCACUGCACAUCCUGCUCACUGUUCUUCUUUGUCAUAUUCUUCUAACGGAAGAAGAAAGCGAAUCAAUUUGAGGUGUGAAGCCAUUGAUGUUGGAGGUUGGUGCACUGAUGCUUCAGACUUUGUAAUUCCUGGAAAACUCUUCAGAUCAAGUUUGCUUAAUGUUUCUUGUAAAAGAUGGCAGUCGUGCUGUUCCCCACCCAUCUCUUCAACUGCUUUCAGUAACAUUUCUCCUGAAAGGUUGUGGGAGGAUCUUAGGCCCACCAUAUCGUACCUUUCCCUUAAAGAAUUGGAAUUGGUCCAUAAUGCGCUUAAUCUAGCUUUUGAGGCACAUGAUGGUCAAAAAAGACGUAGUGGAGAGCCUUUCAUCAUUCAUCCCGUUGAAGUUGCACGAAUUCUGGGAGAACUUGAACUAGAUUGGGAAUCUAUUGCGGCUGGGUUACUGCAUGACACAGUUGAGGAUACAAAUGUGGUCACAUUUGAGAGAAUAGAGGAAGAGUUUGGUGCUACUGUAAGACACAUUGUAGAAGGAGAGACCAAGGUAUCCAAACUUGGAAAGCUGAAGUGUAAGAAGGAAAACAAUUCAGUGCAGGAUGUUGAAGCCGAUGAUCUUCGGCAAAUGUUUCUUGCCAUGACAGAGGAGGUUCGCGUUAUCAUUGUCAAAUUAGCCGAUAGAUUACAUAACAUGCGCACUCUUUCGCACAUGCCUCCUCAUAAGCAGUCCAGCAUUGCAACGGAGACAUUGCAGGUCUUUGCUCCUUUGGCAAAAUUGUUAGGGAUGUACCAAAUUAAGUCUGAACUUGAAAAUCUAUCCUUUAUGUACACAAACGCUGAAGAUUAUGCGAAGGUCAAAAGACGAGUUUCAGAUCUUUAUAAAGAACACGAGAAAGAACUUGCAGAGGCAAACAGUAUUUUAAAGAAGAAGAUUGAGGAUGAUCAGUUCUUAGAACUCAUGACUCUGAAAACCAAAGUUCACUCUGCAUGUGAGGAACCUUACAGCAUCUAUAAAUCUGUGCUCAAAUCAAAAUGUUCAAUUAAUGAGGUUAACCAAAUAGCACAGCUUCGCAUUAUAAUAAAACCAAAGCCAUGUAUCGGAGUGGGACCUUUGUGCAGUCCUCAGCAGAUGAAAGAUUACAUUGCAACCCCAAAGCCUAAUGGCUAUCAAAGUCUCCAUACCACUGUGAUUCCCUUUUUGUAUGAGAGCAUGUUGCGACUGGAAGUUCAGAUAAGAACUGAAGAGAUGGAUCUGAUAGCUGAAAGAGGCAUUGCUGCUCACUAUAGUGGAAGGGUAUUUGUCACUGGCUUAGUUGGACAUGCAAUGCCUAAUGGUAGAACUUCAAGAGGGAAAACUGUCUGCCUUAACAAUGCAAACAUUGCACUCAGGAUUAGCUGGCUCAAUGCUAUUAGAGAAUGGCAAGAGGAGUUUGUUGGCAACAUGUCCUCCAGAGAAUUUGUAGAUACUAUCACAAGAGAUCUCUUAGGUAGUUGCGUCUUUGUCUUUACUCCAAGGGGAGAGAUAAAAAAUUUGCCUAAAGGAGCAACUGUUAUUGACUAUGCUUAUAUGAUACAUACUGAAAUUGGCAACAAGAUUGUUGCUGCUAAGGUCAAUGGUAAUAUUGUUUCUCCUACACAUGUACUUGCCAAUGCUGAAGUUGUGGAGAUCAUCACCUAUAAUGCGCUCUCUAGCAAAUCAGCUUUCCAAAGGCAUAAGCAGUGGUUGCAACACGCUAAAACACGUUGUGCCAGGCACAAAAUUAUGAAAUUUUUAAAGGAGCAAGCUGCAAUGUCUGCUGCUGAAAUAACAGCAGAUACGGGAAGUGAUUUUAUUGCUGAUUCUGAAGAGGAGAGUGAAGGAGAAGAGCUUUUAGGUAGUUCCAAACAGAGCAGACCUUUGUGGGAGAAGAUCCUUAUGAAUGUUGUUGACAUGUCAUGUCCAAUUCGAAGUUCUAAAGAUACAUUUCCUGUUAACAACGGAAGUAUUUGGCGUCCAAAGGUCAAUGGCAAACAUAACAAGCAUGUACAGCAUGUCAGUUUGAAGGCCAAGAGAGAGUUGUCUUCACUAGAAAACGGUUUUGCCAAAAUGAUGUCAGCAAAUAUUCCUUUGUAUAAGGAAGUCUUGCCUUGUUUGCAAAGUUGGCAGGCCAGUAAAAUUGCUGAUUGGCACAAUCUUGAGGGGCAUUCCAUUCAAUGGUUUUGUGUGGUAUGCAUAGAACAAAAAGGCAUGAUGGCUGAGGUCACAACAGCAUUAGCAGCUGUAGGCAUCACUAUAUGUUCUUGUGUGGCUGAAACUGAUAGAGGAAGGGGAAUGGCAGUCAUGUUGUUUCAUAUUGAAGGGAAUCUCGAGAGUUUGGUUAGUGCCUGCUCAAGUGUGGAUCUGAUCAUAGGUGUUUUGGGAUGGUCUAUGGGCUGUAGCUGGCCAAGCUUCAUGGAAAACCAUCAAUUUCUUGAAUGCUAAGCAAUCAGUGGAGGAAGGUGCACACUAUUGAAUUGGUUCACCCAGCAGUUGCAAGGUUGGGUAUGAAGUUUUGUCCUGGAGGAUUGGUUUCCUAUGAUAGAUCUUGAGUAGUUAGUUACAAAGUCUCAUUUAUUUGUUGAACACUAGUAACAAAAUAAACCCACAGUAACCAUUUGAGCCGAAUCUGUGGAUUAAGGGCACUGUAUAUAGAAAAAGAGUGAUAGUUAGAAGUGAGCUUACACUUGCGAAGAUACAUGCCAUAAAAGGACGGCAAAACAUACUAUACCAAGCAUUGUACGGAUCUGUUGCAGCUAUAUAUACAUUUUCUUUUUUUGGUCUAAA
Messenger RNA from Mangifera indica (mango), 3225 nucleotides. Its product is annotated as putative GTP diphosphokinase RSH1, chloroplastic. Gene Ontology annotation, biological process: guanosine tetraphosphate metabolic process. The coding region runs from base 283 to 2883 and encodes 866 amino acids. The transcript has 23 exons. Lineage: Eukaryota; Viridiplantae; Streptophyta; Magnoliopsida; Sapindales; Anacardiaceae. The record is from RefSeq and is a predicted model, not a curated record.